Molecule: messenger RNA, 457 nt
Organism: Lycium barbarum (goji berry)
Lineage: Eukaryota; Viridiplantae; Streptophyta; Magnoliopsida; Solanales; Solanaceae
Product: histone H3.2-like
Exons: 1
Coding region: 47-457 (136 amino acids)
Cellular component (GO): nucleosome
Molecular function (GO): structural constituent of chromatin; protein heterodimerization activity; DNA binding
Source: RefSeq, a predicted model, not a curated record
AAUAAUAAUAUAUUCAGCUAUUUUGCUAUCUUUCAAUUUUGUAUCAAUGGCAAGAACAAAGCAAACAACACGAAAAUCGACAGGAGGAAAAGCACCAAGAAAACAAUUAGCAACAAAAGCCGCAAGGAAAUCAGCACCAGCUACUGGAGGAGUGAAGAAGCCUCACCGUUUCCAUCCUGGAACUGUUGCUCUUCGUGAGAUCCGUAAGUACCAGAAGAGUACUGAGCUUUUAAUCAGAAAUUUACCGUUUCAAAUACUUUUAAGAGAAAUAGCACAUGAUUUCAAGACUGAUUUGAGGUUCCAGAGUAGUGUUGUGGCUGCACUUCAAGAAGCAGCUGAGGCGUAUUUGGUGGAUUUAUUUGAGGAUACUAAUUUGUGUGCGAUUCAUGCUAAGAGAGUUACCAUUAUGGCUAAGGAUAUUCAGUUAGCUAGGCAUAUUAGGGGUGAAAGGGCUUAA